GGUCUCUUUGCUCGCUCGCCACUUCCCCGUCUCCAUUUCUUCUGCAUUCUGACGAUGGAUACGGCUGCGCUGCUUGCAACGGCGGCGGUAUUCGCCGCCGGAGUUUUGUACUGGUUUAUAUGGGUCAUGGGCUCCGCGGAGGUGAAGGGAAAACGAGCAGUAGAUCUCAAGAUGGGAUCGAUCACAAAAGACAAAGUCCAGGACAAAUAUAAACAGUACUGGUCCUUCUUCCGCCGGCCGAAAGACACCGUUGAGUCUUCGGAAAAGGUACCAGCCUUCGUAGACACGUUCUACAACCUCGUCACCGACAUCUACGAAUGGGGAUGGGGCCAAUCCUUCCACUUCUCCCCUUCCGUCCCAAACCGCUCCCAUCGCGACGCCACUCGAAUACACGAAGAACGCGUCGUCGAUCUCAUUAAAGCAAGUCCCGGGCAUCGCAUCCUAGACGUUGGUUGCGGCGUCGGCGGCCCUAUGCGGGCCAUCGCCGCCCGUUCAGGAUCCACCGUCGUUGGCAUCACCAUCAACGAGUACCAGGUCAGCCGCGCCCGUUCACACAACCGUAAGGCUGGUCUCGACGGCGCCUGCGAAGUUGUGUGCGGGAAUUUUCUUGAGAUGUCAUUCGAGGAUUGUAGUUUCGAUGGGGCUUACUCAAUCGAGGCUACUUGUCACGCUCCGCGCCUGGAAGAUGUGUAUGCUGAGAUCUACCGCGUGUUAAAGCCUGGGGGACUCUAUGUUUCUUAUGAAUGGGUUACGACUGGGCUUUUUCGGGCCGAUGACCCGAAGCAUGUGGAAACGAUUCAGGGGAUCGAGCGUGGGGACGCGCUACCGGGUCUUCGAGCUCAGGAUCAGAUCGCUGGUGUGGCGCGAAAGGUGGGGUUUGAGGUUGUGGUGGAGAGAGAUCUAGCACUGCCGCCGGCGGGGCCGUGGUGGACCCGCCUUAAGAUGGGGAGGUUAGCUUAUUGGAGGAAUCAUGUACUGGUUUCAGUCAUGACUUUGCUUCGCCUCGCUCCUAAAGGUGUGGUCGAGGUUCAUGAGAUGUUGUACGAGACAGCGAAGCAUCUCACUAAUGGUGGCGAGACUGGGAUCUUUACCCCCAUGCAUAUGAUACUCUGCCGCAAGCCAAUUGACAAAGCUAGCUCAUAGUAUGGAGGCGAGGUAGAAAUCAAGUUCAUGUUUUUUUAUCGAAUUCAUUAUUAGUUACUUGCUGUGUUAUGUGCUUUCCCUUCUUCGCAUCCUUUCUGGAAAAAUUAGGGUUUUGGGGUUUUAAUGAUGAGCAAAAAAAAAAAAAAAAAACAUAAUUGGGGGUAGGUUCUUGUGGUCUUUUUAUGCGCGCAUCUAAUUUAUUGUUGAAUGACCAAUGCUUUGCUCUUGUUCUCUUGA
Molecule: messenger RNA, 1380 nt
Organism: Dendrobium catenatum
Lineage: Eukaryota; Viridiplantae; Streptophyta; Magnoliopsida; Asparagales; Orchidaceae
Product: 24-methylenesterol C-methyltransferase 2-like
Exons: 1
Coding region: 55-1143 (362 amino acids)
Biological process (GO): steroid biosynthetic process
Molecular function (GO): S-adenosylmethionine-dependent methyltransferase activity
Source: RefSeq, a predicted model, not a curated record